AUGAUCUCUGCGGUCCUCGUCCUGUGCGCUUUGGCGAGCGGGUGCUGGGGCAGGCCCACCCUCGGCUACUUGGACAACGGAUUUGCUGAGGAGAACGACUCGGAGGAGGUGCGCUCGGAGGCGCUGAAGAGGCUCUUGGAGGUUUUUGGAAUGGGAGACGCGCCGCACGCCCGAGGCCUUCACAAGCAGCCCCCCCAGUACAUGCUGGACCUCUACAACACCAUCGCGGACGCGGACGGCGUAACGAAAUACCCCGACUUGCUCGAAGGAAACACGGUCCGCAGCUUCUUUGACAAACUUCACAGCGAACAAAUCCAGUUUAUGUUCAGCUUGUCUACGGUCGCGAAGACAGAGAAGGUCCUGACGGCGGAACUUCACCUGUUCAAACUCCGACCACAGUCUUCCGUCGUAUUCAGCAAACAGCACUUCUGUCAGGUGAGUGUCUACCAGCUCCUGGAUAACAGCAAAUUGAACAUUUCCCAGAGCAGGAAGCUGCUGUCUUCAAGACUGCUUCCUGUCCACACCACUGGCUGGGAGGUCUUCUCCAUCACACAUGCAGUUCGGUCCUGGAUGGCCGAAGAAGGCAGUAACCUGGAGUUGAUGGUGGUGGUCCGAACUCUGGGGGGCAGCCAGAUGGACGCGAAGCUGGUGCGCUUCGCCUCGGGCCGGAGCCACCACCAGAGCAAGCAGCCCAUGCUGGUCCUGUUCACCGACGACGGCGAGCGGGAGGCAUCCCUGGAGCACACUCUGCAAGAUCUCGAUAAGGACUCGGCUCUCCCCAGCGUGCCCCAUGUGCAGAGCCCCGCCGGUGCCCGCAGUGCCCGCUCCCUGGGCGAUGAAGACAGCCUGGCCUGCAAGCGCCAGCCCCUGUACGUGGACUUUGAGGAGAUCGGCUGGUCCAACUGGAUUGUCUCCCCCCGGGGCUACAACGCCUACCACUGCAAAGGGUCCUGCCCCUUCCCGCUGGGCCAGAACAUGCGCCCCACCAACCACGCCACUGUGCAGUCCAUCAUCAACGCCCUCAAGCUCACCAAGGGGGUCAACACUCCCUGCUGCGUGCCCGACAAGCUCUUCUCCAUCAACUUGCUGUACUUCGACGACGACGAGAAUGUGGUGCUCAAGCAGUACGACAACAUGGUUGCUGGGAGCUGUGGGUGUCAUUAGAUGAGGUGUGGGGUACCCACUGAUACUGACAAACAUCGGAAAGCCUGACCCCACGAGGAAGGCAAUGAUGAACUCCACCUUCAGCCUGAGGCACGAUGACAUUUCUUACUGGCAUGUAGGGAGAUAACCUGACUGACUGUGCUCUGGGUUGGCACAGUGGCCCUAGGGUGAGCGUUGCUGCUGUGCAGUGCAGUGUUCUCCUGUGUUCGUGUGGGCUUCCCCUGGGUGCUAUGAUUUCCAGUCCAGCGACAUACUGGUCAGUUAAUUAGGUUAUGGGAAAAUUGGCCCUGCUGUCUGUGUCUGCUGUGCAAUGGACAGGCGUCCUGCCGAGGGUGCCCUGCACCUGUUGCUGGUGUAACGGAUCUUUGG
Messenger RNA from Lepisosteus oculatus (spotted gar), 1533 nucleotides. It is a transcript of the gene admp, whose product is annotated as anti-dorsalizing morphogenic protein. Gene Ontology annotation, cellular component: extracellular region. Lineage: Eukaryota; Metazoa; Chordata; Actinopteri; Semionotiformes; Lepisosteidae. The record is from RefSeq and is a predicted model, not a curated record. Gene Ontology annotation, molecular function: cytokine activity; growth factor activity.